Oncorhynchus keta (chum salmon) is the source of this 3802-nucleotide messenger RNA. Its product is annotated as acyl-CoA Delta-6 desaturase-like. Gene Ontology annotation, molecular function: oxidoreductase activity, acting on paired donors, with oxidation of a pair of donors resulting in the reduction of molecular oxygen to two molecules of water. Gene Ontology annotation, cellular component: membrane. The record is from RefSeq and is a predicted model, not a curated record. NCBI's taxonomy places the organism in Eukaryota, Metazoa, Chordata, Actinopteri, Salmoniformes, Salmonidae. The transcript has 14 exons. Gene Ontology annotation, biological process: lipid metabolic process. The coding region runs from base 593 to 1957 and encodes 454 amino acids.
UCUCGCUGUCUCUCUCCCUCUCUGUAAUGCAAAACUAAUCUCUGGAAUAGAAGAGGAACAUCACAACACGGAAACACUAAUGACGACGAAUAGAAGCCCCAAAUAGCUCGAUUAUGUUAUGCGCUUUCAUAAUCAUUGCCAUUGCUUAAUACAUACAUUGCGAUUUUGACAUUCGAGGUGUGUUAAUGUUUUUUUUUUUUUUUUAACACGACACAACUCGUUACUUGACCCACGUUUUCAUUAUACGAUGUGUAAAUUCUACAGUUGAAUUUUGAACAUUUUGUAUUCUCCAUAUUAAUAGCCUACUGGUGAUUUGAUUGGAUAGAUGAUCAGAAAGAACUGAGUGUAUUUUUAUGAAUAAGAGGAAGAGAGGAAAAGAGGAAAAGAGAGAGGAUUGCACAUCUGGAAAUGUUGGUAUUCGUCAUUCGAUAUUUUCAGCAACUGAAUUGAACAACACAUUUUGUUGUACAACGCUGUCUGGAAAACAUCUCCCUUCCCUCUGGCGAAAGAAUCGCAGUGUGUUUCAGUUGGACAGACUGGACAGAGCGCAGCUGACACAGCGACGGUGUGAGUGGAGCAGAGAGAACCGAGGAUGGGGGGCGGAGGUCAGCAGACAGAGUCAAGCGAGCCGGCCAAGGGUGACGGGGUUGGGCCCGAUGGAGGGCGAGGUGGCAGUGCAGUCUACACCUGGGAAGAGGUUCAGAAGCACUGCCACAGAAGCGACCAGUGGUUGGUCAUCGACAGGAAGGUCUAUAAUAUUACCCAGUGGGCGAAGAGACACCCGGGGGGCAUCAGGGUCAUCAGUCACUUUGCUGGAGAAGAUGCCACGGAAGCAUUUGUCGCAUUCCAUCCCGAUCCUAAUUUUGUCAGGAAGUUUCUGAAGCCGUUGCUGAUUGGAGAGCUGACACCGACAGAGCCCAGCCAGGACCAGGGGAAAAACGCAGCACUGGUGCAGGACUUCCGGGCCUUGCGCCACCGUGUGGAGAGUGAGGGUCUCCUCCGUGCCCGCCCCCUCUUCUUCAGCCUCUACCUGGGCCACAUCCUGCUACUAGAGGCCCUGGCUUUGGGCCUGCUCUGGGUCUGGGGGAGCAGCUGGAGCCUCACACUGCUCUGUUCCCUCAUGCUGGCCACAUCUCAGGCCCAGGCUAGCUGGCUGCAGCAUGACUUCGGCCACCUGUCAGUCUGCAAGAAAUCCAGUUGGAAUCACAUACUGCAAAAGUUUGUAAUUGGACACCUAAAGGGUGCCUCUGCUAACUGGUGGAACCAUCGUCACUUCCAGCACCACGCUAAGCCCAACGUGUUUAGUAAAGAUCCUGAUGUCAACUCACUGCAUGUCUUCGUCCUGGGAGACAAACAGCCUGUAGAGUAUGGUAUAAAGAAGUUGAAGUACAUGCCCUACCAUCACCAACACCAGUACUUCUUCCUCAUUGGACCUCCACUACUUAUUCCAGUGUAUUUCCACAUCCAGAUAUUGCGGACCAUGUUUUUACGACAGGACUGGGUGGAUCUGACAUGGUCGAUGAGUUUCUACCUUCGCUUCUUCUGCUGUUACUAUCCCUUCUUUGGUUUCUUUGGCUCAGUAGCAUUGAUCAGCUUCGUCAGGUUUUUGGAAAGCCACUGGUUUGUAUGGGUGACCCAGAUGAAUCACCUUCCUAUGGAGAUGGAACACGAGAGACACCAGGACUGGCUCACCAUGCAGUUGAGUGCUACUUGCAACAUUGAACAGUCAACCUUCAACGACUGGUUCAGUGGACACCUCAACUUUCAGAUUGAACACCAUCUGUUUCCUACAAUGCCACGUCAUAACUACCACCUGGUGGCUCCUCUGGUUCGUGCUUUGUGUGAGAAACAUGGAGUUCCCUAUCAGGUCAAGACUUUGCAGAAAGGCAUCACUGAUGUUGUCAGGUCACUGAAGAAGUCAGGGGAUCUGUGGCUGGAUGCGUAUCUCCAUAAAUAAAUCCCUUCCUGACUCUGGACGGGAUUUAAUCCAUCGCAGAUUAACGACCUGCGAACAGAGAGGACAUUUCCUGGAUGUUUUUGAUGAUAAUGAUCGCUGCAAACAUCGUGGAUGUUAGCUCAAGCGUAAAUCACCUUUUUAAAAAGUCAAUCACAGUGCAUAGGUCUGCAUGUCAAACUUGAUGUCUGGUGUGAAACCUACCCCCCCUCCCCUGCCAUCUUAAUACUGCCUACCAAACAGAGUACUCUAAUGUACAGGUACUAUAUAGUAUACUACAUAUAAUACUACAUAGUAGAGUAAUAGUGUAAUAAAAUAUUGUGUUAUUUGAUGAUGUUGUUGUGAUGUAGCUGUUUUAACCUGGUUUGCACCCCAGGAAGAGUAGCUGUUAAUGGGGAUCUUAAUUAAUACAAAUAUUCUUAUAUUCUUAUAUCUGAGUGGCCUGUCUGUGUGGUGGUGAUAUCACUGUGUGGUUUACAUGGCUGUGCGGUAUUUUCUACCAUAGUAUAGUGUUAACCGAGAAACAUGUCUUAUACACUGUAAAGAUUUGCAUUUUUUUUUUUAAAUACCUUUUUUAUUUUUGAUUAUUUGAGUACGAGACUAUCAUGCCAGUCAACGACAGGACACUUACUCUGCUGUGAAUGUGAGUUGCCUUCACCGAGUUCAGGGUCGUGUUCAGUUGAGAGAAAACGUUUUGAAACAGGGAGGUAAUAACCUGAAAUUGUCCAAUAGGAAUAUAGAAUUUUCUGUUGUCCGUUGCAAAACGUCUUGCUACAAUCUUUUUGAAUUUAUUUUACUUGGCAAGUCAGUUAAGAACAAAUUGUUAUUUUCAAUGACGGCCUAGGAACAGUGGGUUAACUGCCUGUUCAGGGGCAGAACGACAGAUUUGUACCUUGUCAACUCGGGGAUUUGAACUUGCAACCUUUCGGUUACUAGUCCAACGCUCUAACCACUAGGCUACCCUGCCAUAUUGAAAGAAAACGAUCCUAGACUAUGUGGCUGAGCUAUUCCUCUGUAAAGUGUGGUUGUUAGAUUACAUCUGUACACUAAGGGAAGCUCUAUGGAGACCGGUUGCUGCGGUUACAACAUUUUGGCAGUAAUAUACCCCACCCCCCCCCCCCCACCCAUCGUGCCCACUCUGUCUGGACCUGUUUAUGGAAGCAGAAGCUAAUGGAGAAGCUGAUAGAGAAGCUAAUGGAGAAGCUAACGGAGAAGCUAACAGAGAAGCUAAUGGAGAAGCUAAUAGAUGGAGAAGCUAAUAGAGAAGCUAAUAGGGAAGCUAAUAGAUGGAUAAGCUUAUAGAGAAGCUAAUAGAUGGAGAAGCUAAUGGAGAAACUAAUAGGGAAGCUAAUAGAUGGAGAAGCUAAUAGAGAAGCUAAUAGAUGGAGAAGCUAAUGGAGAAGCUAAUGGAGAAGCUAAUAGAGAUGCUAAUAGAUGGAGAAGCUAAUGGAUUUCUCUUCUGUAAGAUCAGAUCAGAAUAAAACUGUUUUGUCUGUUUCCGUAGACAAAAAGAAACAGGUUAAUAGUGAAUGAUAAUCUACUUUCGUAUUGUUCUUUGGCUACUUCUUAUAUUUAUUACAACGACAAAACAUUGUAGUGAUCGUACAGUUACUGUGGUGGCAGAGGUGAGCCGUUGGAUCUUCUCAAGGCUUAAUGCUCUGUUCUGUGUUGGGACCGUUGCUUUGUAUAAAAUAACUGUGGUGUAAACAAUUGGAUUGUUUGAUCACCUCCCAUUAUAUAAGGGACAUAUAGCCAUUUACUCUUGGAGCUCCUUCCCUGACUGCGACCAGAGCGGGACCGACCUUGCAGCUGCUCAUGUGUAUUAAAGAUGAACUAUUAUACAAGUCA